This is a messenger RNA of Ilex paraguariensis (yerba mate), 2772 nucleotides long. The record is from the annotation of a GenBank genome assembly. NCBI's taxonomy places the organism in Eukaryota, Viridiplantae, Streptophyta, Magnoliopsida, Aquifoliales, Aquifoliaceae.
UCUCUCCAAACCCCACCUGUACAACUCUCGCUCUCUCGCGUACACAUUCAAGAACACGUUAAACCAAAGAGUAGAGAGAAAGAGAGGCUCUCUCUCCUUGACUGCAUUUUCCGUUGCAUUCUCUUGAGUAUUCUUGCGAGCCAAACAGCCUAAGUUGUAUCAACUCCAUUGCUGGGUUCUUCUGACCCAGGUCGCAAAUCAGGAGGAGAAACUGAUUAAAAUGCAAUCCAGCAACAUCAAAGUAUCUCCAUUCGAUUUGAUGACUGCGAUCUUGAAAGGAGGAAAGCUUGACCAGACAAACAUGUCGUCAGAUGCCGGAGAGACCUUGUCGCCGGCGGUGGCGAUGCUAGUGGAGAAUAGGGAGCUGAUUAUGAUUUUAACCACAUCGGUUGCUGUCUUGAUUGGAUGCGCCGUCGUAUUGAUUUGGAGAAGGUCGUUCGGACAAAAAUCAGCUCAAACAGUGGACCCGUCUAAGUUCGUGGCUCCGAAAAUUGAGCCGCAGAUCGACGUUGAUGAUGGGAAGAAGAAAGUUACUGUGUUUUAUGGAACACAGACCGGUACAGCUGAAGGGUUCGCGAAGGCACUUGCUGAGGAAGCGAAUGCUCGAUAUGAAAAGGCAACUUUCAAAGUGAUUGAUAUGGAUGACUAUGCGGCUGAUGAUGAAGAAUAUGAGGAGAAAUUGAAGAAAGAGACUUUGGUGUUUUUCUUUUUAGCUACAUAUGGAGAUGGUGAGCCGACUGACAAUGCGGCAAGAUUCUACAAAUGGUUUGCUGAGGGAAAAGAGAGAGGGGACUGGCUCAAUAAUCUUCAGUAUGGUGUGUUUGGCCUUGGCAACAGGCAAUACGAGCAUUUCAAUAAGAUUGCAAAGGUGGUGGAUGAGCUUGUUAGUGAGCAGGGUGGUAAGCGGGUUGUUCCACUGGGUCUUGGAGACGAUGAUCAAUGCAUGGAAGAUGACUUCAAUGCAUGGCGAGAAUUGGUGUGGCCCGAGUUGGAUCAGUUGCUGAGGGAUGAGGAUGAUACAACUGUUGCUACUCCUUACACUGCCACUGUUUCGGAAUAUCGAGUUGUGUUCCAUGAUCAACCAGAUUCAUCACUACUGGAGAAUGGCUUCAGUAAAACAAAUGGUCAUACUGUUUAUGAUGCUCAGCAUCCAUGCAGAGCUGAUGUUGCUGUGAAGAAGGAGCUUCAUACCCCUAAAUCUGAUCGCUCUUGCACUCAUCUAGAAUUUGACAUUUCUGGCACUGGACUUUCAUAUGAAACUGGGGAUCAUGUUGGUGUCUACUGCGAGAAUUUCAUUGAAACAGUGGAGGCAGCUGAAAGGUUAAUUGGUUUACCACCAAAUACUUAUUUCUCCAUUCACACCAAUAAAGAGGAUGGCACCCCACUUGGAAGCUCCUUGCCACCUCCCUUCCCACCCUGCACUUUAAGAGCAGCACUGACUCGAUAUGCUGAUCUUUUGAGCUCUCCCAAAAAGUCUGCUUUAGUUGCUCUUGCUGCUCAUGCUUCUGAUCCAAAUGAAGUUGAUCGAUUAAGACAUCUAGCAUCUCCUGCUGGAAAGGAUGAAUAUGCACAGUGGAUAGUUGCAAAUCAAAGAAGCCUUCUUGAGGUCAUGGAAGAAUUCCCAUCGGCCAAACCCCCACUUGGAGUUUUCUUUGCAGCAGUUGCAUCACGCUUGCAGCCCAGAUACUAUUCUAUCUCCUCCUCGCCAAGAAUGGCACCAUCAAGAAUUCAUGUCACUUGCGCAUUAGUUUAUGAGAAAACACCUACAGGACGAAUUCACAGGGGAGUUUGUUCAACUUGGAUGAAGAAUGCCGUGCCUUUGGAGGUAAGCCGUGAUUGUAGCUGGGCUCCCGUUUUUGUCAGGCAAUCAAACUUCAAACUCCCCACUGAUACCAAAGUUCCUAUUAUCAUGAUUGGCCCUGGCACUGGAUUGGCUCCUUUUAGGGGCUUCCUUCAGGAAAGAUUAGCUCUGAAGGAAGCUGGAGCAGAACUGGGGCCUGCCGUAUUAUUCUUUGGCUGCAGGAACCGCAGAAUGGACUACAUCUAUGAGGAUGAGCUAAACACCUUUGUUGAAACUGGUGCUAUUUCUGAGCUCAUUGUUGCUUUCUCACGUGAUGGACCCACUAAAGAAUAUGUGCAACAUAAGAUGGCGGAGAAGGCUUCGGAUAUCUGGAACAUGAUUUCCCAGGGAGCGUAUAUUUAUGUAUGUGGUGAUGCCAAAGGCAUGGCCAGGGACGUCCACCGAACACUUCACACCAUUUUGCAAGAACAGGGGUCUCUAGACAGCUCCAAGGCUGAGAGCAUGGUGAAGAAUCUGCAAAUGACCGGGAGGUACCUGCGAGACGUGUGGUGAUUAUUCUUUCAAUGCUUCCCUCCCUAAAGAUAGAGAGAUUGGAAAAUUCAUAAAUUUAUACUUGCUGAGGCCAACUUACUGGGAUGAAAGAAAUAUGUAGAAAGUUGAAGUGUGAGAGACUACUGACCACCUGCUGCCAGACUUAAAGUGGAAAUUGUGGGUGUUGUGUCAUUUAUUUAUUUCUUGUUUGAAGGAUUUUUUGGUUCUUGUAAUUUAUGUAUGCAAUAUAUAUAUGAAUAAUAGUAGUAAUAAUAUUGGGCAUAGUUUCUGGACUUUGUAAUUUUCAUCUAGUGAGCAGUCAAAGAUGGUUCCUAAAUGUUCUGACCAAACUCAUGUUGAUUUUGGACUCUAUAUGUAGCCUUAAUUCAUUUGGAAAUUGAAAGAGUGCUUACUGAAAGACUCUCUCAGCUGCUUUGGCU